Stegostoma tigrinum is the source of this 1945-nucleotide messenger RNA. Its product is annotated as coiled-coil domain-containing protein 68-like. The transcript is spliced from 12 exons. The coding region runs from base 383 to 1420 and encodes 345 amino acids. Gene Ontology annotation, cellular component: intracellular anatomical structure. NCBI's taxonomy places the organism in Eukaryota, Metazoa, Chordata, Chondrichthyes, Orectolobiformes, Stegostomatidae. Gene Ontology annotation, biological process: intracellular signal transduction. The record is from RefSeq and is a predicted model, not a curated record.
UGCAGUAUGGACAGGAUCUAAUGGGUCUCUACAGUUCUUUCACUGAACACAACUAAACACAGGGGCAAAUGUGACCAUACCAUGAGAUUCGGAUAAUCUGCUUACAAAGUUUUAUGUCAGUAGCACCUCACUUGUCAGGUGCUGAAUUACAAACAUAUCCAGUUUUAAAAGCUUUUAUUUCUUUUCGGAAAGCAGAGAUUUUUAGAUGGGAGUCCAUAUAUUCCAACGUAUAAAGUGUCCGCCCUCCUAAUAUCUGCAAACUGAGCCAUUGGAAGUUGGGAUACUGGGUAUUCUUACCUCGGCCGAUGAUUUUCAACUUUGCGUUUGGUCUGUCUUCAAUUAAAUUUCCAGUCCAAACAGGUUUCACCUUUAUUUCACUACAAUGUAUUGCACCGAGAGAAGAGUGUUGGAAAACAACAGUCAAAGAUCAGAAGGGAAAAAGCUCUACUAUGGUUCUGCUACGACACAAAUUAAGGAAGAGACAGAGUACAUUAAAAAGAUGCGAAUUACAUUACAAACAAUGCGACAACAACUAUUUGGAACUGAGGGUGAAGAGGCUGACAACCAACAAGAUCAAGAGAGGAAGAGACAAACGCUGGAAUCAGCUGGAGUUAGUGAAGCUGAGCCAUGUGUUGCUGAACUCUGUUCUAAGUAUCGUCAGACCCUAGAACAGAUCAAAACAAAGGAUGCCCAGCUGCGCGCUAUUCAGUGGGAAAACAAGGAACUAUUAACGAAGCUGGAGGCCUGCCAAGAAGCAGGAGCUGCAGCACUUCGGAAUGCCUCACAAAAACUUUUUGAAAACUACCAAAGGCAGAUGGAUGAACUAAGACAACGGCAUGACGAAGAGAAGCACAAAUUGCAGACUUUUGCUGAGGAGCAGGAGCAAAGUUUAAAGAGAAGUGUGGAAAAUUACAAUAGCCUGGUGCUGCAACUCCAGCAAAAACAGAACAGAGCCACAGAACUGGAAAAUCUAAUAGAGAGGAUGGAGAAGGAGAAGAAAGAGCUGAUGGAAAAGAAACAGUCAUUGGAAAAAAAGAUGCAUUGGAAGAGGUCUACUUCUAUGGAUGUUCCAGAUGGCUCAUCGAGGUUUCAGGAUCUUCAGCUAGAAGUUUCUGCACUACGUGAAAAGAUAUUUCAUCUAGACAGUGUUGUCACCCAACAACAUCGAAAACUAUACAGUGUAAUAAAUACGAUUGAAAAUUUGAAAAUGAAGUUGACAAAACAGGAUCAAAUUAUACUCUGUCUGAGGGAACAAGUGGGCAUACUUGAAGCAGAGAACAAAGAACUGAAAUAUAAAGUUGAAGUUUACUCUGACAAGCAAAACACAAAUGCCUCACCAGUAUCCUGUGCCAGUUAUGAAUCUGCUCGAAACAAAACCCCAUACCAAAUGUUAAUGAAGUGGAAAAAGAAAAGUGCCUGACCAUGGAUCACCUGGUUCUAUACAGCAGAGUGUUUACCACAGAAGAGAUGUUAAAGAAGAGAGCUUGGUGCCUCUGCACGCGGAACCUGCCUUCCAGCUGCUCUGGGACCAAACAAGCACAACAGGAUGAAGAUAAAAAAUCAAAUUUGUCUAAAACUGGACACGACCAAAAAAAAGGCUUCAGAUCUCCUGAGUCUGUGGUCUUUCAGAUACAUUUCAUGUUAAGAAAUAAAAUGCUGUAAAUGAAAAAAAAGGGAAUGUUGUGGAAAAGAAAUGAAAAUGUUCUAUAAGGUACAACUCAGAGGAUUAAGGAUGAUACAACUUGCAUUCGAGCAUUGUCAUGAAAACAAGCCUUUUCUGUACUGCAUUGUUUGAAAUCUCUUAGCACAUCAUUAUAUGAUUUACUGCUUUGCAGAACACAUUAUUGUGCAGUGCCAGCAGCAGGUAGUUUUAAACAAUGCUGUGUGCCCAUUUUAAUUUUUAAUUCAGGGAACAUGGGCAGAAUUAAACAUUUACAGAGUAACU